Molecule: messenger RNA, 1389 nt
Organism: Clupea harengus (Atlantic herring)
Lineage: Eukaryota; Metazoa; Chordata; Actinopteri; Clupeiformes; Clupeidae
Gene: angptl5
Product: angiopoietin like 5
Biological process (GO): blood coagulation
Source: RefSeq, a predicted model, not a curated record
GGCUAAAGAUACAUCCCUUGCCCUUUCUCUACUCUCACCAAUUAGAGGGAAACAGCCUCAAGCAGUGUAGGACUCCUUGACCAUUUACCAUGACUUGGCUCAUUUUGGUGUCACUGCUAUUGUUACCUGUUCUACUUCCAUCUACUAGCACAGAGAAUACAACAACAAAUCAGUCUGUGGAAAUAACUGAAGACUUCCAUGAUGUCACUCUCAAACGUGACAAGAAUCCCUCUGUGGUCAAGUAUAGGGAAAAGUGCACAAUACCUUGUGAACUGGCAGCUAAGCUCAUGAAGGAGGAAAGGCACUCUCUGUGUAGUGACCUUCAGCAUUCAAUUGUUUCAUCCACAAGGAGCACUAGAAAGAUGAUCAGAGACUUGAUAGAUGAACAGCAAAAAUCGUUGGAACUACUUUCUAACCAGCUGUUGGAACUCGUGUCCAAAGUCAGCACACUUGGCUCAGAGGUUCAGCGGAGCAACACUGAAACAUUAUCAACGAAGCCAGUACAAUCGCACGGACGGGAUUGUAGUGACAUAAAAGAAACACUUUAUGCAACAGUCUCCAAAAUACCUAGUGGGAUCUAUAUCAUCCAUCCAGAAAAUACAGAGUACUCUUUUGAGGUAUUCUGUGAGAUGGAUUACAUGGAUGGUGGAUGGACUGUUGUGCAAAGGAGGACAGAUGGGCUUACUGAUUUUAAACGCACGUGGUCAGACUACAUGAAUGGAUUUGGUCAUCUUCCAGGAGAACACUGGCUUGGUCUAAGGAAGAUAUUCAACAUCGUCAACCAGAAACACACCCAUUUCCAGCUCCAUAUUGCCCUAACUUCCCAAGAUGACACCACCUCAUAUGCUUCAUAUGACAAAUUCUGGAUUGAAGAUGAGACCAACUUCUUUAGAAUUCAUCUUGGGAGAUAUGCUGGCAGUGCAGGGGAUGCAUUCCGUGGGUAUGAGCAAGAAGAAAAUCAGGAAACAGCACCAUUUAGCACGUCUGACAUUGACAAUGAUGGCUGUAAUCCAUUCUGUACAUUUGAUGGAAAGGCUGUGGAGAGUUGUAGUACCCAUCAGAAUGGCACAGGCUGGUGGUUUAACCAGUGUGGACGUGCUAACCUAAACGGUUCCCCUUUAGAUCAGGACCAAUCUACUCUCCCACACAUGCACUGGGAAACCUGGACUAAGAAUGGCCUUCCUGUUCAGAUAAAGUCUGUCACCAUGAAGAUAAGGAGAAUGGACACUCCUCAAAAUAAUUAAUCACAUUAAAGGAGUAUUUUUAGAUAUUGCACUGUUAAUUUGAAAGAAGCUGAAUGAAAUAUUUCAGCCAUUCUUCAUUGUGGUGUUUGAUAUAAGCAGAUAUGAACAUGGAGCUAGUGUCAACAAUAAAAACAUGUUUCAAAAA